Messenger RNA from Hipposideros armiger (great roundleaf bat), 5013 nucleotides. RefSeq names its product RRP12-like protein. Lineage: Eukaryota; Metazoa; Chordata; Mammalia; Chiroptera; Hipposideridae. The record is from RefSeq and is a predicted model, not a curated record.
UCAUUCAGAAGACAUAAGCUUAGAAGGUGCAAAACUGAAUUUCUUUGAUUUUUCCAGACGUCAUUGCUGAAAAAACAUACCAUUACAAGCAAUUUGAAGGACAUUGGCUCUUCAGGGUGCUUCUGUGGCAAAGAUUCAGGAAGGCAGAGACAGCCCACGUGGAUCCCUUAUGCCCUGUUCAGGAGGCUGAGAUGGGCCCCCGGGGGGGCAGUGUGCACUCUCCCUUUGCUGCACUCAGAAGUCAACUGAUGGGACCAGAGUGGGAACUCGCAGGGAAGACAGCAUGAUUCCUGAUAUGGGCAAAGUGCUGGAUCACCAUACCUGUUUCAUAACCUCCCCUGGCCGUAAACCUGAGCACCGAUGCUUGACCUAUUUUCCUCAACUCCCAAGAGACUUUGCACGUACUGUUUUCACCAGGAGUGUUUUCUGCACAGCUGUAUGCAAGGCUUGCUCAUUUAAAAUUUGCUGUUGGGGUUCUGCGUGUUUUUCUGAGUCCCUGGAAGCCGGUCUUUCAAGUUUAGUAGGCAUGGGUCGCUCCAGGAAGUUGCCCUCUGGUGUCUCCGCUAAGUUGAAAUGCUGGAAGGAAGGCCAAAGCAGCGACAGCAACCCUGCCAUCUGCCGCCACCGCCAGGCCACCUGCAGCCACUUUUUCAGCCCGCCCUCAGGUGGAAAGAGCGACCUGACAGUUGAUGCUGUAAAGUUGCAUAAUGAGUUGCAGUCAGGAUCCCUGCACCUGGGCAGAAGCGAAGCCCCUGAGACAGCCAUGGAAGAAGAGGCGGCAGCUCUCACCGAGAAGUCCUCCGCCACCUUCCUGAGCUGCCCCUCCGACUGCACUCAUGUCACCUUCCGCAAAGUGCAGCGCUUCUGGGCGUCCAACUCUGCUGCCCACAAGGAGAUCUGUGCUGUUCUGGCUGCUGUCACUGAGAUGAUUCGCUCCCAGGGAGGAAAGGAGACGGAGACUGAGAGCUUUGCAGCACUGAUGAUGACGAUGGAAGUGGUGGAAUCUCCGGAGUCUCUGGCUGCGGUUGCUUACCUGCUGAACCUUGUCCUGAAGCGAGUGUCCAGCCCUGUGCUCAUUAAGUUCUCCGAUACUUCCAAAGCCUUCAUGGAAAUCAUGUCAGCCCAGGCAAGCAGUGGCUUCACCUCUGCCCUCCGGUGGGUCCUCUCGUGCCUGGACACCCUUUUGCAGAAGCUAGACCUGGAUGCCUGGGGCUACCCUGUGACCUUGCAGGUGUACCAUGGGCUGCUGAGCUUCACUGUGCACUCCAAACCCAAGAUCCGGAAGGCUGCCCAGCACGGAGUGUGCUCAGUCCUAAAGGACAGUGAAUUCACGUUUGGUGAGAAGGCCCCUGCCCAUCACCCUGCUGCCAUUUCCACCGCCAAAUUCUGCAUCCAGGAGAUAGAGAAGUCUGGAGGCUCCAAGGAGGCCACCACCGUGCUGCACAUGCUGACACUGCUGAAGGACCUGCUGCCCUGUUUCCCGGAAGGCAUGGGGAAAAGCUGCAGUGAGACUCUCCUCAGGGUCAUGACCUUGAGCCAUGUGCUGGUGACAGCCUGUGCCAUGCAGGCCUGUCAUAGCUUCUUCCAUGCCAAGCGAGGCCCGGGUACCCUGCCUGCGGAGCUCAAUGCUCAGAUCAUCACGGGCUUGUAUGACUAUUUUCCCAGUGAGAAUGACUUACAACCCCUGCUGGACUGGCUUAAGGUCAUGGAAAAAGCCCACAUCAACCUGGUCAGGCUACAGCGGGACCUGGGGCUGGGCCAUGUCCCUCGCUUUUUUGGAACUGCGAUGACCUGCCUCCUCUCCCCCCACUCACAGGUGGUGACAGCUGCUACCCAGAGUCUCCAGGAGAAUCUGAAGAAGUGUGUCGCUCCUCACAUGGCCGACAUUGGCUCCGUGACCUCCUCAGCCUCAGGCCUUGGCCAGUAUGUUGCCAAGAUGUUCAGGGUAGUGGAAGAGGGUCACUACAAAGUCCAUGUGGCUUGGAGCUCCGUGUUGCAGCUGCUGUGUGUCUUCGUCGAGGCAUGUGGGAGGCAGGCCCAUCCUGUGAUGAAAAAGUGCCUCCAGUCCCUGUGUGACCUGCGCCCCUGCCCCCACUUCCCCCACACAGCAGCUCCGGACCGGGCAGUGGGGGCUGCGGUGGCCAGCAUGGGACUUGAGGUGGUUUUACAGGCUGUGCCUCCGGAAAUUGACGGCUCUGAAGAGACUCUGGAUUUCCCACGGAGCUGGCUGCUGCCCGUCAUCCGGGACCAUGUGCGGGAAACACGACUUGGUUUCUUCACCGCCUACUUCUUGUUCCUGGCUACCACCCUGAAGAGCGAAGCAAUGGACCUGGCCCAGGUGGGCAGCACAGUGGAGUCCAAAAUCUAUGACACGCCAUGGCGGAUCUGGACCCUCCUGCCUGGGUCCUGCACGAGGCCGACAGACGUGGCCACCUCCUUCAAAGGGUUGGCAUGGAUGCUGGGCACAGCCAUCAGUGAGUGCCCAGACCUGAGGGUCACUGUGUGCCAGGCCCUGUGCACCCUCAUUACCAAGGGCUGUGAAGCAGAGGCUGCUGAAGUGAGCUGCUUUGCCAAGAACUUCCUGCCCAUCCUUUUCAACCUGUAUGGGCAGCCUGUUGCAGCGGGGGACACCCCAGCCCCUCACCGGGCUGUGUUGGAAACCAUGAAAACUUACCUCACCAUUACUGAGCCUCAGUUGGUGAAUGGUUUCCUGGAAAAAGCGAGUGAGAAGGGGCUCAACCCUGCUAGCUCCGACUUCACCAGAUUAUCUGUCCCGGACCUGGUUGUGGCCUUGGCUCCCCAUGCUGACGAAGCUGCCAUCAGCAAGCUGUACUCCACCAUUCGGCCCUACCUAGAGAGCAAGGCCCAUGGGGUACAGAAGAAGGCCGACUGCAUGCUGCAGGAGGUAUGUACCAGUCCCCAGGGCCCCGGGGCCUGCUUCGUUCAGAGCCACCUGAACGAUCUCAAGAAGACCCUGCUGGACUCACUGCAGACCACCUCCUCACCUGCCAAGAUGCCCCGUUUGAAGUGCCUCAUCCAUAUUGUGAAGAAGCUCACAGCCGAGCAUGAGAAGUUCAUCACUGCCCUCGUUCCGGAGGUGAUCCUGUGUACCAAGGAGGUGUCGGUGGGUACUCGGAAGAAUGCCUUCACCCUGCUGGUGGAGAUGGGCCAUGCUUUCCUUCGGUUUGGCCCGAGCCAGGAAGAGGCCCUGCAGCGCUCCCUCGUCCUGAUUUACCCCGACCUUGUGGGCACUGUCACCGUGGUCAGCGGCAGCAUCCUGGCCCUGGCCCACCUCCUUUUCGAGGUCAAAGGUCUGAUGGGGAUCAGCACAGUAGAGCAGCUGCUGGAAAACACGUGCCUGCUCCUGACCUCCCACAUGCGGGAUGUGGCCACAUCAGUGCUGGGCUUCAUCAAGGUGGCAGUGGUUGUCAUGGACUUGGCACUCCUGGCCAACCAUGUGCAGGUGCAGCUGGUGAUGGAAGCCAUCGGGAAGCUUUCAGAAAAUGUGCAGCGGCACUUCCUUAUGAAGCUUCAGAACCUGUUCACCAAGUUCCUCCGCAUGUUUGGGUUUGGCCUGGUGAAGAGGCUGCUGCCUGAGGGGUACCACAAAGUCCUGGUCCACAUCCGGAAAGCCAAGGCCCGCGCCAAGAGGCACCGUCGUCUGAAUCAGGCUGCCGAGGAAGAGGAGGAGGAGGAGCCUGCCCAGGGUAAAGGUGACAGCAUCGAGAAGAUUUUGGCAGACUUGGAGGACGAGGACAAUGAGGAGGAAGAAAGGAGCCGUGGCACGGAGCAGCAGAGGCUGACUCAGCAGAGGAGCCGGGCAUGGCUGAAGGAGGGUGGUGGGGAUGAGCCUCUCAACUUUCUGGAUCCCAAGGUGGCCCAGUGAGUGUUAGAUCAGCCUGGGCCUGGCCGCGGCAAGAAGAAGGACCAUAGCUUCAAAGUGAGUGCCGAUGGCCGGCUGAUCAUCCGGGAGGAGGAGGAGGAUGCUGCCACCACCAAGAUGGAGGAAGAGGAAGGCAUUAAAAGGGAGGAUGAAGAGAUGGCUGACCUGAUGGAAGACUUGGGCAUCAGGGGCAAAAACCCCCAGAAGCUCAAACGUCAGAAAGAGCCUGACGAUGAGGAGCUGGAGAUGCCCCUGUACCAGGCUGGAGGCUCUGGCAUCCAUCAUCUUGUGGCCAAGAAGGCUACACCUGGGGCCAAACACAAGGCCAAGAAAGCAAAGGGUGAUGUGGAGAAGGAAGGUCAGCUUGACCCCUCUGCCUACAUCCCCCUGAACAGAGCCAAGCUCAACCGCAGGAAGAAGAUGGAGCUGCAGGGACAGUUCAAAGGCCUGGUGAAAGCUGCUCAGCGGGGGUCACGGGUGGGACACAAGCUCCACAGAAAGGAUCAGAGCCCCAAGGCGCCCAGGCCUGCUCCGUAGCCCAGCCUGAGGCUCCUUGUCAGCCCCCGAGCUGCCUUGACACCAGCUCAAUUCUUCAGUCUGUGGUAGAGCCUGGACUCAGACGGACUUGUUGGAACCAGGGCGUGACUCCCACAGGUGCCCAGGAUUUUGGAAGUUCCAAACAGGAAUCACCUUUUAGAGACAUCCCUGAGGCCUGGAGUUGGGAAUGUGGCCUCAGUGCCAGUGAGACAGCUGUGUUUUCCGCCCAAAGUGGCCGUGUGCCACAGACUAGAUGGUCUUCCAUUUCCUCCAGCUGCUUACAGCCACGUGGCAUUCUCAGCAUGGCUGCCGUCUGGGUCUGUGAGAUGUGCUGUGACCAGACAUAGAAUAAACAUGCACUACCAUGUGUUGUUCUUAGAAAAUAAAUAAAUAAAUAAAUAAAUAAAUAAAUAAAUACAUAAAAGUAAAAUAAAAUUUGCUGUUACCUCUUCAAGCCUGCCCCGACCAGCCAAUCUGAAGUAUUCUAUCUCAUUGCUCUCUCUUUUAUUAUCAUAUUAAUUUCUAUAAUAAAGCUUCUGAUUCUAUAUAUUUCUUUACUUGAUUGCCUCUCUUUUCAACUAGAAUUUAAGCUC